Molecule: messenger RNA, 2774 nt
Organism: Penaeus vannamei (Pacific white shrimp)
Lineage: Eukaryota; Metazoa; Arthropoda; Malacostraca; Decapoda; Penaeidae
Product: lysosome membrane protein 2
Cellular component (GO): cytoplasm; membrane
Molecular function (GO): scavenger receptor activity
Source: RefSeq, a predicted model, not a curated record
GGGUUCGUGGCCGUCAACGCGAGCAGUUCCUCUCCCACGCUGCCACGGAGAGGAGGUGGCGGAGACUCGCUGCUGCUUCGGACUGGCUUAGGGGGGCGUCGCUGCACUCGUGUCUGCUCCUGCUCCUCCUCCUUCUCCUCGCUGCCACUGCCUCAGCCGCCGCCGCCACACACCGCGCGGCGCAGCGACCACAGCCAUUCUGAGAGAGCGCGCGUGUGGGGAAGCAUGCGUCCGCUGCGCGCCUCUCGGCCGGAUCCACGUGGAGCCGCACUUACCAGGUGUGGUGGAUUGGAGGGUAUUUUGGUGCGGGUUCUGUCACCUGCGCGGAGCCUCGUGAGACGGCGACGUGUGGCCUGAGCGCGAGAGAAGUGGCUGUAGUGUUGCAGUGGCGCGCGUGUGGAAAAAAGGAGACUUGUCUGUAAGAGUGUGGUGAUGCGACAGGUGAUGAACGUGUUCGGGCAGUGUGUUGCGUUGUGAUGACUUAUUUGUAGCAGUGUGGAAGGAUAAAAGCUGUACAUACAGAAAUAUUACAUACUGUACUGUGAAUUCACAACCGAAUUACAGGUCUCAAAGAAUGGUGAGACGAUUUUAGAAAGGCUAGCAAAGAAAGAUAUUACCGAUAAGCAGAUUCUGUGAUACGGCUUCGAAGUCACGACCAACCCUCAGGCAAGAUGAAUGUGAAGAUCCAAGUGGCGAUCUUGGUGACGGUGGGCGUCGUCCUCAUCGUCGGGAGCCUGUGCUUUCAGGCCAAGUUCCAGAGCGUGUUCAACAACAUCCUCGCCAACAAGCUGAUGCUUAAGCCGGGCUCCAAGACGCUCGAGUCCUUCAAGUCGCCGCCCGUGCCGAUAUUCAUGCAGUUCUACCUCUUCAACCUGACCAACAAGGAAGAGGUGCUCGAGGGCGCCAAGCCGGUGCUGCAACAAGUGGGUCCCUACACGUACGCGGAGAAGCAGCUCAAGUACGACCUGAAGUUCGACGACGAGAAGGGCACGGUCACGUACCUGCAGAACAAGACCUUCAUCUUCCGCGAGGACCUGUCGGAGGGCCUCUCGGAGAGCGACCGCAUCACCACCAUCAACGCCGUCAUGAUGAGCCUGGGCUCGCGCUUCUCCCAGUUCUCGGGCGGCGUACAGGCGCUGGUGGAGAUGUGGUUCAUGCGCUUCGGCGUCGAGCCCUUCGUGACCAAGCCCGUGGGCGAGCUGCUCUUCCACGGCUACCGCGAGCCCAUGCUGUCCAGCAUCGGGGCCCUGACGAAGGACCCCGUGCAGAUGACGGGCAGGUUCGGCUUCUUCUACCCGAAGAACAACACCAACGACGGCAACUACACGGUGUACACGGGCGUCAACGGGAUGGAGGAUUACCAGAACAUCGUGAGCUGGAGAGGCGAGGGCGACGUCAAGUUCUGGAAGAAGGACCUGUGGGGGGGCAACACGUGCAACAUGAUCAACGGCACGAGCGGCAACCAGUUCCCGCAGCCCGUGCUGAAGAAGAGGCCGCUGCGCCUCUACACGGCCGAGCUCUGCCGCUCCAUCUUCGCCGAGUUCCAGCGCGAGGUGAGCCACGGCCCCGUCACCCUCUACAGGUACGUGCUGCCCGACCGCCUGCUGGCCAACACGCCCGAGAACAAGUGCUACUGCACCGACGACUUCACGUGCAGGGCGUCCAUGAUCAACGUGUCCCCGUGCCGCAAGGGCGCGCCCGUGGUCAUGUCCACGCCCCACUUCUACCAGGGCGACCCCGAGGACGCGCAGCAGGUGGAGGGCCUCCGCCCCCGCGCCGAGGAGCACGAGACCUACCUGGACGUGGAGCCGACCACGGGCGUGACCAUGCGGGCGGCCAAGCGCAUCCAGGUGAACAUGCCCCUCAGGCGCUACAGCAACCUCCCCUCUUUCAGGAACGUGUCUGACGUCAUCUUCCCCAUCCUGUGGGUGAACGAGAGUGCCGUGGUGCCUCUCGAGCGCACGGAGGCCCUCCACCGCACCCUCACCCUGCCCUUCACCCUCGUCACGGUAGGAACCUGGGUGCUGGUAGGCCUAGGCAUCCUGCUGCUCGUGGUGGCGGCGGUGAAGGUCGGGCUGGCGCUCAGGGGCAAGGGCGCGGGCGAGAAGGGCGCCGCCCUCAGAAACAGACGCGGGAGGGAGGGGGACAAGGAGAACGGUGUCAGUGAGAAAUUGAACACGGCGAAUUACAGCUAGAAAGAGAGAAUGAAAGAAAUAUAUGUAUAUAGAGUGUGUUAGUAGUCAACCAGUGUGUGCGAUAGUGGUGCCGAACCUCACAAACCCAACCACACUGUAGCGAAAAGUAAAGUGCCAUCGGCUGUGGUUAUGGUGUCCGGUCCCGGUGAUAUAGUGACAGCUCUCUCGUGGUAUGUCAGAAGUGUGAUGAAGUAUGUGUUAUCGUCAGGCUCAUAGACGCUGCACAGUUAUCCCAGGGGCGCAGUGAGAGUCUGAAUCCAUAGUGUAUAUAUAAGAAAAGCAGAUAUGUGUCGAUUUUAUAGUGAGAGAACAGUGCGUUUCAAAGUGUGCGUGAUGAACCGUUUUCUCGAGUUCAUGGAGGGCCAGUAAGUAGAUUAGAAAAUCCGUCAGACGCUAUAAAAUGCUCAGAGCCAAAGUGAAAUGCGUUUUAUUAUUUAUUUCUGUGAAAUGAUGGACCUUGUACUCCCCCCUUUCACCCAGGGGGCCUCUGCUUAUCGAGAUUCUGAUAAGAUGUUUCUUGUCUCUUGUACAGUCUGUAUCUGAUUGUCAAUAAAAUUCGAUAAAAAAGAUAAAACUGCU